This is a messenger RNA of Erinaceus europaeus (western European hedgehog), 4474 nucleotides long. It is a transcript of the gene B4GALT5, whose product is annotated as beta-1,4-galactosyltransferase 5. Gene Ontology annotation, biological process: glycoprotein biosynthetic process; carbohydrate metabolic process. Lineage: Eukaryota; Metazoa; Chordata; Mammalia; Eulipotyphla; Erinaceidae. The transcript is spliced from 9 exons. The record is from RefSeq and is a predicted model, not a curated record. The coding region runs from base 142 to 1308 and encodes 388 amino acids. Gene Ontology annotation, molecular function: UDP-galactose:glucosylceramide beta-1,4-galactosyltransferase activity.
GGGCCGCUCAGGCCCCCGCCCGCUUCAUGUGGCCCGGCCCGCGGCGGCCGGUGGCUGGGAGCGGCGAGGCCCAGGCAGCAGCGGACGGGGUGCGGCGGGAGCAGGCCUGGCCCGGCCCUCGCGCGGUCGCCCGGCUGCAGCAUGCGCGUCCGCCGGGGGCUGCUGCGGCUGCCGCGCCGCUCGCUUAUCGCCGCGCUCUUCUUCUUCUCACUCUCGUCCUCGCUGCUCUACUUCGUCUAUGUAGCGCCCGGCAUAGUGAACACCUACCUCUUCAUGAUGCAAGCUCAAGGCAUUCUCAUCCGGGACAACAUGAGAACAAUAGGCGCUCAGGUUUAUGAGCAGGUGGUUCGGAGUGCUUAUGCCAAGAGGAACAGCAGUGUAAAUGACUCAGAUUAUCCCCUUGACUUGAACCACAGUGAAACUUUCCUACAAACCACAACAUUUCUUCCUGAAGACUUCACCUACUUUGCAAACCAUACCUGUCCUGAAAGGCUCCCUUCUAUGAAGGGCCCAAUAGAUAUAAAUAUGAGUGAAAUUGGAAUGGAUGUCAUUCAUGAAAUCUUCUCCAGAGACCCAGCUAUCAAGCUUGGAGGCCACUGGAAGCCUUCUGACUGUGUGCCUCGAUGGAAGGUGGCAAUCCUUAUUCCAUUCCGGAACCGCCACGAGCACCUCCCAGUCCUGCUUAGGCACCUGAUUCCCAUGCUUCAGCGACAGCGCCUGCGGUUUGCAUUUUAUGUGGUUGAACAAGUUGGUACCCAACCCUUUAAUCGAGCCAUGCUUUUCAAUGUCGGUUUUCAAGAAGCAAUGAAGGACUUGGAUUGGGACUGUCUUAUUUUUCAUGAUGUGGAUCAUAUACCAGAGAGUGAUCGUAACUAUUAUGGUUGUGGACAGAUGCCAAGGCACUUUGCAACUAAAUUGGAUAAGUAUAUGUAUCUACUUCCUUAUACUGAGUUCUUUGGUGGAGUGAGUGGCUUAACAGUGGAACAGUUCCGGAAAAUCAAUGGCUUUCCAAAUGCUUUCUGGGGUUGGGGCGGAGAAGAUGACGAUCUGUGGAACAGAGUGCAGAAUGCAGGUUAUUCUGUGAGCCGGCCAGAAGGCGACACAGGGAAGUAUAAGUCCAUUCCUCAUCACCAUCGAGGAGAAGUCCAGUUUCUUGGAAGGUAUGCUCUGCUAAGGAAGUCCAAAGAACGGCAAGGGCUGGAUGGCCUCAACAACUUGAACUACUUUGCAAACAUCACAUAUGACGCCUUGUAUAAAAAUAUUACUGUCAACUUGACACCCGAGCUGGCUCAGGUGACUGAGUACUGAGAUAAGAAGAGAGCAUAUGUUUGUUUUACCCACCACCACCAGAAAGUAACCUGAUGAAAUGUCUCAGGGGCUCUUCCCAGGAAGACAGCAGAAAUACAGCCUAACGAAGGAUCACAGGGUUCAAGGAUAAAAAUGUGAACAGAGAACACGUACAACACACCUUCAGUGCUGGGACCCACUGGGAUUAAUGGAGUCAACUCGGGAACUUCCUUCAUCAGGACUGGCUUUCUAGUCUCACAAGAUGGACAUCUGUCCUGCUGCUCUUCUCCCCCGUCUCUUACCACACUGUUCGAUCCUAGCCACAACAUCUGGAACUGGAACUGGUGGUCUACCAAGAUACAACCCAAAAGCCUGUUUCCAGGAAGAGCCUUCAGAGCAAAGAGGCAGACCCACCACAGGGCAGCUGUGUUUUAGGAAGAGCAAACGAAACUCCACACACCAUACUUCAUCUUGGUGUUCCCUUUGGUUUCUUCUUUCUUUCUUUUCUUUCUUUCGUUCUUUCUUUUUUAGAAAAAAAAAAAACAAAAACAGUUACCUGAGUGGGAGUUUGGGGGCGGAGGGAGGGAUGAGGGAAGACAAAUAGACAUAUAACAAUCACUUCUUGAAGAAGUAUAAUUGUAAAUAAGCCAUGUAAAAUGCCUUUUUUUUAAAUUUAAUUUUCUAGCUGGCUCCAAUUCAAACAGGAUUUGUACAUUCGCUCACUACUUUUGGUUAGCAAAUGCAGGGACUUAGUUGAAUUUAACGGAAGGAUAUCAUCUUCAAAACAACUGUCAGUUUGGAAGGGACUGGAUAUAGAGGGCACAUUGGAAAAAGAACAAAAUGGGCCAAUCGUUAUAUCCCUGGUUGCUAACUGUUCUGCCUCCACCCACCCACACACACCCCUUUCCAAAACUCCAAAAGUCUUUCUUGACUUUUUCUCUGUAUCCUCCCUUCCCUGUUGGGCACAGCCACUGUCACCCCCAGACUCCGGCUCCAGGGAAGCUGCUGUUGUAGAGCACACUGUUCUACCUACUCAGAGCAAACCCUUUAGGAUGGCUCGUUGUGCACAUGCCCCCAGGUCUCUCUCUUUUUUUUAUCGUGUCAUCACCACAGAGGGUAGCUGUUGGUUUCCCUUUCUUUUCUCUCCCUUUCUCCCCACCCCCAUGCCCUUCUUUCCCUAUUUCUUUGUACUCUUGUGGAGCUUGGCCCCACUUUCUGAAGUCUGGGGUCUCCAUUACCGACUAGCUUCAGUGAUUCCUCUGAAUGCUUUUUUGUUUCUGGAAGCUUCUUUGUCAGCAUUAUUUAUAGUCUGUAGGACUAACGAGCAAUCAAACUAUGAAGAAUUUAACUAGGGAGCCGGUGACAUUUUUGUGUACUCCGGGUCAGCUGAGAACCAGGUGACACCAGACUAGUUGAAAUUGGACUAAUGAGUGCCAGUUUGUAAGAGCCCAAGCGCUCUGUUCACACCCCCAUGUGCUUUUUUGAAAUCAGAUUCUAAAUUGCAUUUGAAAUUAUGCCUCUGCCUUUCCCUGAGCCAAAUCCCUCAAUUCAUAGCCCCUCUUGGCUUCUACAGAAUUUUGAAAAAAAAGAUGCCAGUUUUCCCCCCUCCUUUUCCAUAGAAACAUAUUUAUAUAUAUCAUGAUCAGGAGUACUCUCUGAAGAGUACUCCUUUUUUUAGUUGCCUUUUUGCCUUCAAAUUCCUUAAUUUUCAUGGUUUACAUGGAUGUGUGUGCAGGGGAUAUAUUUGUGUGUGUGUGUGUGUGCGUGUGCACGCGCGCAUGCGUGUAUGUGUGUGUGUGUGUGUGUGUGUUUCCCCUGUAAUAUGAGUUGGUUCCAUGGACAUAUGAUCCCCACAGACUGUGGGAGUGAUUGGCCAGGCCUUCUUUCUUGUUCAUGCUUUUGUUCUUUUUGAAGACUAGAGUGGUAUUUAGAAAAUAAAUUGCAUUGCAAUGCUCUUAUCAGCUCAUAUGAGAGAGCAGGCUCCUGCCCUUGAAAAUGCUGGUAAGUUGUAUCAUAUGUUUUAAAAAGAACUUGGAGCAUAUCAUGCUUUGAAGUACCUUCAUGAGGGAAUAUCACACAGAGAAGUUCAUUGGUUCUCCUUUGAUGUAUGGUGCAUAUAGCAAUAAAGACUCCCCCUGCCCUGCCCUCCCCUGCACCCAGGCUUCUGCUGGCCUUGGGCUCUUCUCCCUCUUUUCGUUCUUCUCUCUGGUCGCUGAAAGCUGAGAGUGGCAUUCAGUGUGAUAAAGCUAUGAUGCCGUUUGGAAGAAUUUAUCAGGUCAGGUGGAUUCUGGCUAAGGACGGUGUGUAUACAUGGCAGUGUUGGCGGGGGGGGGGGGGAUCUUUUUGAAGUUUUUCAUUAACAUACUUAUCAAGAAAAAAAAAGUUGGCAAAAGGCUAACACCUGAUUUUACUUUUUAAUGCUGAUUUGAGGACGAAAGCAAAGGUUUCUUCACUGCUUAAGGAAAUAGGGCCACUUCAAUUAUUUUGCAACCAUGUGUAAGCAUUUAUUUUAAUGUGAAAUCUCUUAAUGUGCACUGUUAGUCAUAUAUUGGCUGAGUUCAGUGUUGUAUGGGAAAUGUAAAUGUUCAAAUGUCCAAAAAAUUUUCAGCCAGGCCCAUGUGCUCUUAUUAGCAUGAAAUUCUCUUGGUGUUUUUUUUUUUUUUUUCUCUUAAAUAAGAACCAAAUGUGACCUUGUGCAUAUUUUGGCAGCUGAAAUUCCCUAAGGCUACUGAUGGUUGACCCCUUAAAUCAAUCUUGACUUUGAUUGCUGGGUGUUGGGAAAGUUGUCUCCUUCGUGCUGUUGUUUGGGAGGGGGGUUAUUUGCAGAAAUACUGAUGUUGACAGCACAGGGACUCUGGAGUUCCUCUGUCACAGAUAUUAGCAGCUGGGCAGUAGCCACCUUCUUGAUCGUAGCCACUUACCAUUGAUGACGGCAUUGAACACAGCUAGCUUAUUUCCAUCACUACAUUUUUUUUGUUGUUUUGUUUGAGCUUGCCCAUGAUUUAAGAGGUGCCAGGGGUAACAUUUUUGCACUGAAAUCUAAAAAUGUUUUAAAAGACACUUUUCACAAGAAGAAAAAUAGUCCUUUGUCAUUACAUUAUUUACUCAUGUGUUUGUACAUUUUUGUAUGUUAAUUUAUGAAUGAUUUUUUCAGUAAAAAAAAAAAAAUACAUAUUCAAGAACCAAA